This is a messenger RNA of Cannabis sativa, 843 nucleotides long. RefSeq lists its product as uncharacterized. The record is from RefSeq and is a predicted model, not a curated record. The transcript has a single exon. Lineage: Eukaryota; Viridiplantae; Streptophyta; Magnoliopsida; Rosales; Cannabaceae. The coding region runs from base 1 to 843 and encodes 280 amino acids.
AUGGCUUCUUCUAGCCGUCAUUCGGAGGCGAUGGAAGAUACGAUACGUUUCAAUAUUGAAGAAGAGGAUCUGGAAGCAGUCAUCGUGACAGCGGGGGAAAGAGAAGAAGGCAUAGACGAUCGAUGGUGCUUGGUGGGGAGAUUACUAUCAAAUCGGGUUAUUGAUUUUGAAAAAAUGCAAAAUGUGUUAGCCUCUCUAUGGCAGCCAGGUAUGGAGAUGUUUGUUAAACAACUUGAUACUAAUCGAUUUCUAUUUCAAUUUUACCACGAAGUCGAUAUCCAACGCGUGAUCAAUGGUAGUCCUUGGACAUAUGAUAGAAUGCAAUUGAUUAUUGAAAGGUUGAAUGUUGGAGGAGACCCGAAGCUACUAACUCUGAAUACGCUUGACAUUUGGGUUCAACUUCAUGAUGUCGAACUGGGGUGUAUGUCGGAAUCAACGAUACGCAAAGUGGGGAACACAAUGGGAAAAUACUUGGAGUCCGAUCCUAAGAAUUUCAUUGGUGUAUGGAGAGAUUAUCUUAGGAUGCGAAUCACUUUGAACAUCGAGAAGCCACUACGAAGAAGAAUGAAGAUCACAAAGGAAGAUGGGAAUUGGUUUUGGAUCAAUUUCAAAUACGAGAGGUCUCCUACCUUUUGCUUCAUAUGUGGUAUCAUUGGCCACUCCGAUAAGUUUUGUCCACGCAUUUUUCAUCAACCGAUUGAUCAAAUUGAGAAGCCUUAUGGAGAGUUUAUGAAAGCGCUUCCUCAACGUAAUCAUAAACAUCGGGGCGCGGUUGCUACGAACAAGAGGAUGGUGUCCAGCGGCGGCGGCGACGACUGGAGCUGCUGGUUCUGGGGUGCAUGA